Spodoptera litura is the source of this 1102-nucleotide messenger RNA. RefSeq names its product cilia- and flagella-associated protein 298-A. Gene Ontology annotation, biological process: regulation of cilium movement. NCBI's taxonomy places the organism in Eukaryota, Metazoa, Arthropoda, Insecta, Lepidoptera, Noctuidae. The record is from RefSeq and is a predicted model, not a curated record.
UGCAGUGCGAAGUAUUUCAUAGAAAUAUAUUGAAAAAUGGUUAUAUUCCUUGUGAAAAGAAAUGAUGAGAAUCAGUUUUUAUAUGAAACUGAUGUUGAUAAGGAGGUCGAUGACGUUGUUAAGGACAUAACUGCUAUUUUCAAUGGACGGUUGAAAGUGACGAGGUUGUGCUAUGAGAUCGAGGAGCUGCAGAAGCAUGGGACCUUCUUGCCUCCAGAGAUGCAGGGGUUGACUGAUGAACAGAUCAAAGAACUAAAACUGGAAGAUCCGUGGGCACAGCGCUGUGCCCCACCAGGUCACGUCUUCGUGAAGGAUGACAUGGGUCGCCGAUGCGGCCUCGCUCCCCCUCCCAACAUGCAAGAAGUCAUCAAGAAAGCUGCCGAGGACGCCAAAGAGUUUAUUAGUAAGAAACAUGUGGACCUUCGCAAAUGUUUGACUCAGAAAGACGUAGCCAGAGCCCUCGACGAGCUCCGUGGUGCCACUAAGAUCGUGUUCCCUGGUGGUCUACCACCACACGAUCCAGUUCGAAUGGAGCUGGAUAACGUGGAGGAUCUGACUGGAACCCACGCUUCCACUGAAGUCAUCGACCCAUCCAGAGCCUGUCUUUGGGCUUGCGGAAAGAAGCUCAUCAGUGGGAAUAAACUGAGGGACCAUUUAGGAAACAACAACAAAACUAAGGUGACAGUGAAGCUCUGUUCUAACUCCGAAGGUGCACCAGGCAGGGAGCCAAUCAUGAGCGAGGAAGAACGCAAGCAACUCACUCUCCACGCCUAUAGAAAGCAGGAGGAGUGGAAGAAGUUAGAAGCAGAUGAAGACGACAGCUAUAUGGACUCCAAGUGGGCUGACGGACAAAACAUGAAGAGAUACUUCCAUGGCCUUGAAAAUAUCUCCUGGAAACCCACUUUCAAGAAGUAGAUUGGAUUAUCAAUCUUGAGAAGUUUGUUCGAAGGUUGCUUUUUGCUGUGAGGUUGUUGUGGAGUUAAGUCCUUUUGGUUUUUGUGUCAAUCACAGUGACAUUUUGUUUUGGGUGUUGGUUCAGUUGUAGUUGUAUUUUGUUCGUGUAAUUACAUUCAAGAUAUUUAUAUUAGGAAGAUGAAUAUGU